AGGGCGAGCCCGACUCACCGCCUCCUUGGCGCACCCGCUGCAGGAUGCCCGAUUUCAUCGGCGACCCGAGCUCGGUUUAAUUUCGCCGAUGGAUCGGGGGUUGGCGGCGGCCCCGGCGAGGCCCCGGAUUCGCGAUCACCAUAUAUGAGCGAAGGGGGCAAGAGCCUUUCUGGGAAGCAUUCCUGCCGAUCUAAGAUUUUGUGCUCUUUGAGAAGAGGCGUGAAAUCGCUGAGCCAGUGUCCAGCCCUUCGCCACCACCGAUCAUCUUAUUCCCUAUUGAAAUCUAGUCAGGAAAGGCGAUCACCAUGGAAGAGGAGAAGCAUUACGAUGGUAUCCUAAGGGGUCACCUCGCCGGCAACUUCAACCUUGAAAGGGUGGAACGUGCACGGCUAGCUACUGAGGCGGAAAGAUCAAUGAAAUUCGGAGCUGUGCUUCGCAAAUAUUGGAAAGCGGCCGCCUGGAGUGUGGUCCUUUCAACUGCGCUGGUCAUGGAGGGGUUCGAUGUGAUCAUCAUCAAUUCCUUUUGGGGCAAUCCCGCCUUUCUUGAAAGAUUCGGACAGAGAGACGGGGAUGGACAUUUGUACAUCCCCGCCAAUUGGCAAGCUGCUAUCAACAAUGCCGCUCUCAUCGGGGAGAUUGUCGGCCUAGGCAUGACUGGUAUUUUACAAAACCGAUACGGAUCCAGACCGACAUACUUGAUCGGAAUGUUCAUAAUGGCAGUCACCAUUUUUGCUCCAGUUUUCGCAACGAGCCUCGAGAUCCUCUUCGCCGGCGAAAUUCUGAUGGGCUUGGCGUGGGGAAUGUUCCAGACAUUGACGACCGCGUAUGCGGCUGAGAUCUGUCCGAUCGCCUUGAGGGCAUACCUCGCAUCCUACGUCAAUAUGUGCUGGGGCAUCGGCCUGACGCUUGGUGCUGGGGUCGUUCGGGGUACUCUCAACAUAGAAGGGCAAUGGAGUUGGCGACUCCCUUACGCGCUCCAAUGGAUCUGGCCUUUGCCACUAUUUGUGGCGGUAUGUUUCGCUCCAGAAGGUGAGUCUAUGUAUAUUCCAAAUCCAUUAUUGUCUUAUGUUUGCUCCACAGGCCCUUGGUGGCUCGUCAAGAAUGGCAAGAUUGAAGAAGCCCGACGUUCACUCUGGCGUCUGGCUGCUGAAGGCUCUUGGACCGAUGAGGGAUUGGAUGAUUACAUCGCGUUGAUCGAAUACACCAAUGAGCUUGAACGGGAAGAAGUCGCUGGGUCCGGGUUCGCGGACUGCUUCAGAAAGUCCAAUCGUCGCCGGACGGAGAUAGCUUGCAUGGUUUGGACUAUUCAAUAUUCUUGUGGACAGCCGAUCGUCAAUUACACUACCCAGUUCUUGCAGACAGCUGGAAUGAACGCUGAUCAGGCAUUCGAUAUCAACCUCGGAAACAACGCUAUGAUUGUCUUUGGGACGCUCGUCACUUGGGUAACGAUGAUCUAUAUCGGUAGGAGACCAUUAUACAUUGCAGGCUGCGCAGGAAUGGCCAUCGUUCUUGGUAUCACCGGGAUCAUGGGCUGUAUCAAGCAGACUACCAACGUCACCUGGGCUAUUGGAGUCCUCCUACUCCUUCUCACCCUCGUCUUCGCUUGCACGGUCGGACCUGCUUGCUACACCAUAGUUGCCGAGCUGCCUUCCUCUCGCGUCAGACAACAGACGAUCAUUCUCGCUCGGGGCUGUUAUCUUGUCGCCGGAGUCAUCGUCCAGCAACUCAAUCCACGCAUGCUUGGCGUGGCGGACUGGAAUUGGGGAGCGAAAGCGGGAUUCUUCUACCUCGGCACGAACGCACUUGGCUGUGCAUAUUGCUACUUUCGCCUACCGGAGACAAAAGGCCGGACUUUUGGCGAACUUGACGUCUUGUUCUCCAACAACGUUUCUGCCCGAAAGUUCAGGUCCACUCCAGUGUCAGCUUUCGAGGACACCACUGCUGUACAGCAUUCUAUCGUUGAUCAAAAGGCUGAGGAGACUAGAAUCGAGCUCGCAGUUGGUGUUUAGCGAUUCGACUUGAUUACCUGCGAGACGACUAUGGUGUGCCACUCUUGAAAUGUAAGAUAGAGAGAUAUACGCAAUCAGAAUGAAGUAACAAUAUUUGGGUCGGAACUGGAUGUAGUAGUGAUGUAGCUGUGAACACAUCCGCGGCUCUGGGUCAGAAUCAUCCUCGGCUCUUUAUGUUUGUGCAAUGCUGAAGCGCCAUGCUGUGACAGCCACUACCUGAUAUUUACUCUUCCUGUAUUCUUACGCCUCGUCAAACAAGGCAGGCCUGGUUCAUUGAACAGCCUGCUAGUAUGCCGGGCUGCGCAGCUGUGUGAUAGUACAUGGAUAUACUUUUCACUACGAGAAGU
Kockovaella imperatae is the source of this 2356-nucleotide messenger RNA. Its product is annotated as trehalose transport-related protein. Gene Ontology annotation, cellular component: membrane. Gene Ontology annotation, biological process: transmembrane transport; carbohydrate transport. NCBI's taxonomy places the organism in Eukaryota, Fungi, Basidiomycota, Tremellomycetes, Tremellales, Cuniculitremaceae. The transcript has 6 exons. Gene Ontology annotation, molecular function: carbohydrate:proton symporter activity. The record is from RefSeq and is a predicted model, not a curated record. The coding region runs from base 306 to 2009 and encodes 567 amino acids.